Molecule: messenger RNA, 3785 nt
Organism: Lemur catta (Ring-tailed lemur)
Lineage: Eukaryota; Metazoa; Chordata; Mammalia; Primates; Lemuridae
Gene: ZC3H12D
Product: zinc finger CCCH-type containing 12D
Exons: 6
Coding region: 291-1874 (527 amino acids)
Biological process (GO): nuclear-transcribed mRNA catabolic process, RNase MRP-dependent; 3'-UTR-mediated mRNA destabilization
Cellular component (GO): cytoplasmic ribonucleoprotein granule; nucleus
Molecular function (GO): mRNA binding; metal ion binding; RNA endonuclease activity
Source: RefSeq, a predicted model, not a curated record
UAAACUCAAAGCAUAACUACCUUUGCAGCUGAAUGUGACUCGUGACUCCGGCGUGCAGGAAGUGAGCAUCGAUAUGAAGUGGCUCCUAGUGGCAGUGUGGCGCAGGCUGGCCUUCCCCUGACUCCAGUGGCAGCUGGGGGCCUGGCCUCUCUCUGACAGGAGAACGUUGGUGCGAAAGCCGGCCAAGUGUCCAUUUUGAAGACCGGAGGGACACACCCUGCUGCUCAUGCCCGCGGUGCUCGGCCUGCAGGGAGCCGGGGGCAGGACCCUCGCCGGCCGGCGGGCCCAGCAUGGAGCGGCCGAGCAAGAUGGAUUUCUUCCAGAAGCUGGGCUACGGCCGCGAGGACGUGCUCAGGGUGCUGGGCAAGCUGGGCGAGGGCGCCCUGGUCAACGACGUGCUGCAGGAGCUGAUCCGCACCGGCAGCCGCCCCGGGGCCCCGCAGGCCCAGGCCGGGCCCCAGCUCGUGCCCCGGGGCUCCUGCGGGCUCCCCGACUCCGCCCGGCGCGGCCUGGGGGCAGCCACCGAAGAGGACUGCGGAGACCCGUCCAGCUCACUGCGACCCAUAGUGAUUGACGGCAGCAACGUGGCGAUGAGCCAUGGAAAUAAAGAAAUCUUCUCUUGCCGGGGGAUCCAGCUGGCUGUGGACUGGUUCAGGGACAGAGGACACACCUACAUCAAGGUUUUUGUCCCAUCCUGGAGGAAAGAACCACCAAGAGCUGAUAGCCCUAUUCGAGAGCAGCACGUGCUGGAGCAGCUGGAGCGGCAGGCGGUGCUCGUGUACACCCCGUCCCGCAAGGUGCACGGCAAGCGGCUGGUCUGCUACGACGACCGCUACAUUGUGAAGGUGGCCUACGAGCAGGACGGCGUCAUCGUCUCCAACGACAACUACCGGGACCUGCAGAGUGAGAACCCCGAGUGGAAGUGGUUCAUCGAGCAGAGGCUGCUCAUGUUCUCCUUCGUCAACGACCGGUUCAUGCCUCCCGAUGACCCCUUGGGCCGACACGGACCCACCCUGAGCAAUUUCCUGAGCCGGAAGCCAAAGCCCCCAGAGCCGUCCUGGCAGCACUGCCCCUAUGGCAAGAAGUGCACCUACGGCAUCAAGUGCAAGUUCUACCACCCGGAGAGGCCGCACCACACGCAGCUGGCGGUGGCCGAUGAGCUCCGCGCCCAAACGCGGGCCCAGCCGGGCGCUGAGCAGCAGCGGCCGCCGAGCACCCGGGGCGGCCCCGCAGGAGCCCGGCCGGGGCCCCGGGAGCCCGGUGCACGGAGCCUCCCGCCCGCGCCGCAGCCGGCGGACCUGGCCGCCCUGCGAGGGAGCUUCUCCCGGCUGGCCUUCAGCGACGACCUGGGGUCCCUCGGGCCGCGCCCUCUGGGCCCCGCCUGCGGCCCGGCGCCCGGGCUGUGCGGGCCCGACUGGGUGCCCAGCGGCGCCCCGGCGCCCCGGCCCUCGCCAUCCCCGCGGGCGAGCAGCGCUGCCACCUCGGGCCCGCCCGGCCCCCCGCCCCUGCCCGGGCCGCAGCUCCAGCCGCGGGGCGGUCCCCGGCCCAGGGACCUGCACGGCGACCUGCUUCCCCCGCGCAGGCCGCCCGACGACCCGUGGGCCCGCCCCCUGAGCUCCGACCGCUUUCCGGGCCGCUCGGCCUGGGUGGAGCCGGCCUGGGGCCGCGCCUGUGGGGGACCUUCGGGGUACGCAGCCGCGGACGGCGAGGGAGACGCGCGCGCCCGGGCGCGCACCGCGCUCUGCAGCGUCUUCCCGCCGGAGCAGGUGGACCGCGUGAUGGCCGAGUCCCCCGACCUCUCCGACCUCGCCCGGCUCAUCCUCCUCCUUGUGCAGAGAUGCCAGAGGGCCGGGGCGCCGCUGGGGAACCCCUAAGGGACUGGCUCACGCCCCGGCAAGGCAUGGCUCCGUCUUGCCUUGCAACUCGGGCGCGAGGGUGGGUGGUUGCCAGCCCGGACCUGAGUCAGCCCACGUGGCUGCCCCUUUUCUUUAAAGACGGUCAGGGAAGCCUGCUUCCUCUUCCUUGAUGGCACUUGAUGAUCAUCACGGAGGCCUGGGCCUGCUGCGGGGAGGUCCGCCCACUUCUGUGGAGGGAGUACUUCUGGGGUGGGGGAAGACAGUUCCCACUGCAGCUCCAAGGGAUUGUCCUAAACAGCCUGUGACUGUGUCAGGCUGUAAGUGGAAUCCUCCAAUGGGCCACGAAAUCAAUUUGUGGGUCACCACCACAAAUACAAUGGACUAGGACAUCUCAGAGCACACCCUGCACAACCAGGCCGAGUAUGAACUCUUGUCAUCUAGCCCUGUGAAUCCCACACCCUUGGUAGCCAUGUAAAGUUAAUGUGGGUCGUGGCCAAAAGUUUGACAGAGGCUGGUAAAUGGUCUUGAAUUUCAUUGCAUCAAAUGAUAUUUGAAAUAUGCAGUCAGGUGGCCAGGGGAGGUUGGGUAUCUGGAAGUCUUCAUGUUAGCUACUGCUAACCUUGCCCACCAGGGGAGCCCAGCCUCGACUAUUGCUCUGAAAUUGUGUGCCUGGGCCUGGCUGGGGAUGAGUGGCAGGGCACUUUGUCCUGAAGGCCUGCUUGGGGGGGUCUUCACCCCCUUCAUGCACACACACCCCAGACCACACAAAUAUCACAUGCACACACAAGGGCACACUCACACAGGUACACACCCCCCCAUAGACACAUACAUACUGCUUGGCUCAGGGUCAAGUACCUCUGUUUUUCCAGCCAUUCAUCAUGGCAGUUUCCAGAACAGGCCUUUCACUGGGAACCUUCAAAGCCAUUCCUCACGCUAUACUGGGGCAGGUGUCUGGACUUUUUCUGGGAAACCCGCAGGUGGGUCAGCAGAGAGCUCAGGUGAGCUCAGUCUUGGAGGUUUAUUGCCACGGUCUGGGUGCUGUUUCUUCCAGCCAGCCAGUGCUUCGAGUGCUGGGGAGAAGGGGCCCACCCAUUUGUAAUGGCCAAGAAGUGCAGUGAUGCUGCGUGGACCCUGCAUCCUCAGAGGACCCUGGUGUCUCCAGACUGCAUCCAGCCCUCCAGGCUGUGCCUCAUUUGUUCACUAGGGGACUUGGGAGCUCCUUUUAGGGACAGUGCGAGGCACCUCCCAGGGGAAAGCCAGCCGCCAGCAAGAGCAGAGGGAAACUCUUUGCAGUUUAUUUUUAGGCACAGUCUAGGGGACGCCUCAGGGAGACUGUGUUCCCAGCUCUUUCACUCAUGGUAAAUGCCGCCCCUGGGAGAGCAGCGAUGUCAGUCUUUCCCGGACUCCUUUAAUCUUUUUAAACCAGAUUCUUAGCAUAGUUUGAGCCAGAGCUGUUCCUCUCCUUUUCUUUCCCAGAGAGAACACCGCACCCACAAUUUUACCUUAUUUUGGGACCUCAGUCCUGAAGAGGGCCCGGUCUUUCUAGAUAAAUUGGAUUUUCCUUGUGAUGUGUAUUUUUUUUUUCCUUUUGACAAGACACGCUUUCUGUUAGAGCUGCUUUUUGCUCUCUGGUUUUUCUCCUUAUGUGGAAUCAUUGCAUAGCUGAUUGAUUUACCGUUGUAAAUGUUUAAACUGCUUCCUCUGAGGACAAGUUUGAGUUUUAGUAAGCUGUAAAGCUAUUUUAUUUGGUUCACUGUGAUUAAGACAAGUACAAAAGAAAAGUAAAGAAACAGCAUAUUUGAAGUGUUAUCCCCUUUGGAAUUUUUCCAAAGUCUUAGUAUGUCUUUGUGACACAAAAACAUGGAAGGGACAGGUAAAUGAAUGUUCCUAGUUGCAUAGCUGUUACUGUGCUCCAAAAAUAAAUCACUU